AAUUAUUUACACCCCGUAUUAAUAUUUGAUGAUAUUUUUUGUUUUUAUGACUUUCCCAAUGUUGUUUUCGAUGGCAUGAUCAUAUCUUCCCAAUUUAUAGUGUUGCAGGUCCACGUACCUCCAGGAAAGGCAAAAAGGGUAGGCCAGGCCGUGCAAGUGCCCAUGUCGAAAUCCCGAAGGAACCAGAUUAUGACAAUCUGCCAAAGCCAAAGCAGGCCAUGAACAAGAAACAACGUGACCAUAUGGCCAGGAAGCGUCAACUGCGUGACUGUAGGCAGGCGAGGAAUGGCCUUGCACAAGGACAGCAGAGAGCAGGUAUCGCCAACACAGUCAAUGCAGUGGACAUUCCUCUGCAGUACCAGUCUGAGAGUGGUGAAGAGACCCCAACAUGCUGUCAAGAGGCCCCAACAUGCUGGGUUUUCAUUCUCAAACUGUGUCGCUGCUGUGCUAAACGGCUAUUUAAGAGAAGAGCGACAAGAGAAAGAGAGGAGGAGAGGCUGAGGGAACUCAGACUUCUGGAGGAGGAGAAACUGAAGGAGCUGCAGAGAAAGUUCCAGGAGGCCAAGGAGCUGCAGAGAAAGUUUCAGGAGAUCAAGAAAAGAGAGAAGAGGAGGCUGGAGGAGGCGGCAAUGAAAUUUGAGAUGAGGAGAAAGAGAGAUGAAGAGGCUGAGAAAGAACAGCAACUGCUACAACAAGUAGUGCAGGACGAGACAUCUGAUCAGUGGAGUUGCAGGCCGACAAAGGAAGAGCUGCAGGGAACGUUUCAGGAGGCCAAAGAGCUGCAGAGAAAGUUUCAGGAGAUCAAGAAGCGAGAGAAGAGGAGGCUGGAGGAGGCUGCAAUGAAAUUUGAGAUGAGGAGAAAGAGAGAUGAAGAGGCGGAGAAAGAACAGCAACUGGUAGAACAGCAGGUAGUGCAGGAUGAGACAUCUGAUCAGUGGAGUUGCGGACUGACAAAGGAAGAGAUGAAGGAAUUGGAGAUGCUCAAGCAGCUGGAAAAGAGCCUUUCUCUCCAGAUUCUUAGACUUCAACAGUGGCCGGAUGGCGAUGAAGAGGCUAAGAAAGAACAGCAACGGCUUCAUAGACUUCAACAGUGGCAGGACAUGCCUGCACCAUUGACCACCAGCAGCACUGAUAAUGAGGUAAUGGAGAGGCAACACCUACGAUCUAAACGCCAGCUGAUGACAUCGCGAGAGAUUCAGAGAAUGUCAGAGAUGGCGAGGAAGAGCGAGAAAGUGCAACAGGACGAAUGGAGCAGACCAGGGGAGGGUGAAAGUGUGGAACGGGAACUGGACCUGCAGCAUCAGCUUGAGUUGCAGCGGGUGGAAAUGGAGCACAGGUUUGAUUUGAAGAAAACUGUGUUGCUCAACAGGCACAAUGAUAAAAUGAGGGAGCUUGACAAUCAGUGGCAGCUGCAGUAUGAUGCCAAGCAGAGGGAAAUGGAACAAUAUCAAGAGAGACGAAGAGAAAUGGCUAAGACACGGGAGGAGGAAUUGUCAAGACUGAUUGAACAGCAGCAGAACAUUAAGAGAGAAGCAGAUCAUUGGAAAGUCAAAGGCCACGUUGUAGAGCCAAAGCCACAGAGACAAAGCAAUGGAGAGGGCACUAUGAGGGAACUAUCGGAGAAUGCGGUGCACAGGGCAAAAAAUGAGCAUCAGAAACAAAUGCGAUUAGAUCAGGAAAAAUGGCACGAGAUGCAAGAGCAGCUUAAGUCCAUGAGGCAAAGAUUUGAGAAGGGGAAAAAAAUGGUGGAAGAGAGAUAUGAAAAAAGGUGGAAGAAAAUGGAGGAGGAACAGCAGAAGGAAUGGGAUGAAAGGAUGCUUGAGCUCAACAGAAGGCUGGGAGAGGAAAAGCAACAGCAAGUGGUGUUGGAGCUGCACAAGGGCAACAACAUUGCAAAAGAGGCUCUCACUCAAGUGAAAAUACCACCCAAGACUGAAAGGAAAGAAACAACCAUGGUGGAAGAGACAAAUGAGGAAACAGAGCCAGAAAAAGUGGCAUUGAAACCGCACAACACUGCAAAAGAGGCUCUCACUCGAGUGGAAAUACGAUCCAAGCCUGAAAAGACAGAAACAACCGUGGUGAACACAGAUGAAGAAAGAAAACUGGACAAAUUAGUGUUAAAGUUGCAAAAGGAGCAGGACAUCACAAAAGAGGCUCUCACACAAGAUCAAAUACCAUCCAAGCCUGAACAGAAAAAAGCAACCGUGGUGGAAGAGACAGAUGAGGAAAGACAACUGGACAAACUGGUGCCUCACAAGGAGUGUGCAUCACAGUACAUCACAAAAGAGACUCUCACACAAGUAGAAAGACCACCCAAGCCUGAUAAGAAAGAAAUAAUGAUAGUGAACAUCAGCAAGAUGGAGAAGAAUACCACAAAAGAUUCAUUCACACUAGUGGAAAUAGAGGUUGAACAGGAAGGAACAACCAUGGUGGAAGAAACGGAUGAGGAAAGGGAGCUGGAGAAAGUGGUGGACAGUGAAUGUGAUAAAGAAAUUGGACAAAAUGAGGUAGAUUUCCAAGACGCGCAAAGCACUCAAGAGGAACAACAAUCAUACAUGAAAGACAAUGGAAUCCGGAAAGAACAAAAAAACACUACAGAGUACGAAGUAUCAAAUGAUACAAGAAUGGAGUGCGUAAAUGAAACAAGGCAGGAUGCAGUCAAAUCUCAAGGCAUCAUCUAUGAAGGUGAGCAACUCUCAAGUCAAUCGAACAAAAGAGCAGAAGCAUCUGAAGUUGAAUUAGUGUCCAAAAAAGAACAACCAAUGCCGGACAGUCAAAUAACAACUUUCACUGAAAGUGAAGAAAGCUCAAGACAUGCUCUGCUGAAACCUGAAAGCAGACUGGCUGAAAUUGACAAAAAAGAGUCAGUAAAGAGACUAGGUGGUGAAGAGAAUAGAAGCUUUGAGGAAAAUGAACAACCAAAACAAGCAAAGUGUCAGCAAAAAUGUGGGAUGGAAUGGCUGACUGAUUUCAGAAACAAACAACAACAGGAAAGAAAUAGCUUGGCUAAUGCUGACAAAGGAAGCAAACCAGAAGCAAAACAGGUCACGAGCGAGGGAAUGGAUUGGCUGCUGUGUGACGUAAAGGCAGAGAAAAACCUUCCCUCAAGACCACAGGUGAGACCUGUGGAAGGAAGACGGCAAAGGGCAUGUGAACCAACAGCAGAAAAGGCACAGUUUGGAUCUGAACACAAGGACCUGGGGGAUGACUGGUUUGGAGAUAUGGCCGUCAACAACAAAGAGAGUGAAAGGGGUGAGAUGAGUAGGAGACAUCAGCAGCGAAGAGAGGAGAGCAGACAAAUGUUGCAGAGUCUGACUGAUCAAUCAGAGAGGCAGGAUGGGAAAGACCUUCCUUCAGGAUGCCAGGUGAGACCUGUGGCAGGAAGACGGCAAAGGGCAUGUGAACCAACAGCAGAAAAGGCACAGCUUGAACCUGAACACAGCUUGAACCUGAACCUGGAUGAUGACUGGUUUGGCAACAUGGCCGUCAAGAGCAAAGAGAAUGGAAGGGCUGAGAUGAACAGAAGACAUCAGCAGAGAAGAGAGGAGAGCAUGAAAAUGUUGCAGAGUCUGACAGAUCCAUCAGAGAAGAAAGAUGAGGAAGACCGUCAUUCACGAUGCCCGGGGAGACCUGUGGCAGGAAGAAGGCAAAGGGCAUGUGAACCAACAGCAGAAAAGGCACAACUUGAACCUGAACACAGUUUGAACCUGAACCUGGAUGAUGACUGGUUUGGCAACAUGGCUGUCAAGAGUAAAGAGAAUGGAAGGGCUGAGAUGAACAAGAGACAUCAGCAGAGAAGAGAGGAGAGCAUGAAAAUGUUGCAGAGUCUGACAGAUCCAUCUGAGAAGAAGGAUGAGGAAGACCAUCAUUCAGGAUGCCAGGUGAGACCUGUGGCAGGAAGAAGGCAAAGGGCCAAUGAACGAACAACACAGCUUGAACCUGAACGCAAGGACCUAAAGGAUGACUGGUUUGGAGAUAUGGGUGUCAAGAACAAAGAGAAUGAAAGGGCUGAGAUGAACAGAAGACAUCAGCAGAGAAGAGAGGAGAGCAGACACAUGUUGCAGAGUCUGACUGAUCAAUCAGAGAAGAAGGAUGAGAAAGACCAUCAUUCAGGAAGUCAGGUGAGACCUGUGGCAGGAAGACGGCAAAGGGCAUGUGAACCAACAGCAGAAAAGGCACAGCUUGAACCUGAACACAGCUUGAACCUGAACCUGGAUGAUGACUGGUUUGGCAACAUGGCCGUCAAGAGCAAAGAGAAUGGAAGGGCUGAGAUCAACAAGAGACAUCAGCAGAGAAGAGAAGAGAGCAUGCAAAUGUUGCAGAGUCUGAGAGAUCCAUCAGAGAAGAAGGAUGAGGAAGACCGUCAUUCAGGAUGCCAGGGGAGACCUGUGACAGGAAGAAGGCAAAGGGCCUGUGAACCAACAACACAGCUUGAACCUGAGCGCAAGGACCUGAAGGAUGACUGGUUUGGAGAUAUGGCAGUAAAACAAGGGAAUGAAAGGGCUGAUAUGAGCAAGAGACAUCAGCAGCGAAGAGAGGAGAGCAUGCAAAUGCUGCAGAGUCUGACUGAAUCAGAUAAGCAGGAUGAGAAAGACAGUCAUUCAGGAUGCCAGGAUGCCAGGAGACUUGUGGCAGGAAGAAGGCAAAGGGCCAGUGAACCAACAGCACAGCUUGAACCUGAACACAAGGCCCUGAAGGAUGACUGGUUUGGAGAUAUGGGCGUCAAGAGCAAAGAGAGUGAAAGGGGUGAGAUGAACAGGAGACAUCAGCAGCGAAGAGAGGAGAGCAGACAAAUGCUGCAGAGUCUGACUGAAUCAGAGAAGACAGAUGAGAAAGACAGUCAUUCAGGAUGCCAGGAUGCCAGGAGACUUGAGGCAGGAAGAAGGCAAGGGGCCAGUGAACCAACAGCACAGCUUGAACCUGAACACAAGGCCCUGAAGGAUGACUGGUUUGGAGAUAUGGCCAUCAAGAACAAAGAGAGUGAAAUGGGUGAGAUGAACAGGAGACAUCAGCAGCGAAGAGGGGAGAGCAGACAAAUGCUGCAGAGUCUGACUGAAUCAGAGAAGACAGAUGAGAAAGACAGUCAUUCAGGAUGCCAGGAUGCCAGGAGACUUGAGGCAGGAAGAAGGCAAGGGGCCAGUGAACCAACAGCACAGCUUGAACCUGAACACAAGGCCCUGAAGGAUGACUGGUUUGGAGAUAUGGCCAUCAAGAACAAAGAGAGUGAAAUGGGUGAGAUGAACAGGAGACAUCAGCAGCGAAGAGAGGAGAGCAGACAAAUGCUGCAGAGUCUGACUGAUGAAUCAGAGAGGAAGGAUGAAGACAAAUAUGAGAAACUCAUACCAAGGUCUAGACGUGCAACAGGGAACACAAAUGGUGACGAAGGAAGUCAAGAGGUAAAUAAACGAGACACCAAGCAGACAAUAAGCCAGAGAAACGAGGGGGUGGACUGGCUGUGUGGAUCCAAGAAAAAACAAAUGGAUUCAGAAAAUGUCACAGCAGCUUCAGAGGGAACGAUAAGGCAAAGGGCACGUGGACUACCAGUUGGAAAUAUUAAAGUACCUGCAGACAAGAAACUGGAAGAUGACUGGUUUGGGAAUACUACCAAGGAGGACAAAUGGGACAUUGGCAAGAGGCAUGAGCAAAGCAGACACAAGAUGCAGAACCAGACCAAUCAAGCACAGCAAAGAGAAAAAGAGGACAUCAUGGUAGCACCAAAAGUGAGAACUUCUGUAGGGAGAAAAGAUUCUGGAACGGAGGUUCAUGUUAGCAAGCCACAAGAGCAAGGCAAUCGACUGGAAAGACACAGAAACCAACCAGGGGGAUGGCUUGAUGUUGUGAGUCAUACACGAUCACAUAAACCUGAAGACACACUGGCUUACAAGGAGACAAAGGCACAAGGAAAGGCCGACACUGCACAGAUAGACAACACGGAGAGCCACACCAGUGUGAAAUGCCAGAAGAAAACUGACAACUGGUUCAAAGUAUGGAUGCAGACAAAGAAAAGUGACAAAAAACCUGAUCCGGUAGGAAAUGAGAGGGGUGGCCCGGAGUUGUGCGAAGUAAGACGUCCCACCAGAGAAAACAACGGGAACACAGGCAAAGUGGAGACUAAGGCCACCAAUGGAUUGUUGAGAGAGCUUCAAGUCAGCCAAAUCACCGAAAAGGAGGAAGUGAAAAACAAUGGGAAAAUGGGACAAUGGGAAUCAAGGCUGUGGGACAGCAUAACAGGUGAGCUGCAUGCACAACCAAGCCGAUCAUUUAAAGAGGCGAGCCAGCUUGACUUUGAUGAUCCAGCAAAAAGGAAAGUGGUCUCUCCUCAUCCACAAGCCCCCACAGCAGGACGUCAAAGAACAUCUGUUGAUAGAUUUCAAAACAAGUCCAAGUUUGAGAUGGACGGUGAUGGAUUGGAAUGUAUGACUUUGGAUGAACCUAUACCAGAGAGAAUACCACCUCAGAUGAAGCGGACAACAGCAACACCACAGAGAGAAAAUAGACGGGACCAAAACGAUAUGUCAACAGAGUUGCUGAAUAACCCCAGACACUUGGCGAAGGAGAAAGAACAGGUUGAACGUGCCAACCAAGAGAGGGAGAGGCAGAACAAUGAACAGGCUCACAAAGACAACGAGCAAAGUAAGAUGAGGAAACAAAUGGAGACGAGGGACGGCAAAACAGAAGGCCGAGCAACCUAUGACAGCAAGAGUCCCUCUGAGGUCCCCCUCAUUUCCCAUUCAUCGGAUGCUGUUCAUGAGAAGAAGAAUAACUUUGCCUUUUCAACUGCAGAAAUUGCAAAAACUGUGGAGGAGUACAAACCUCUGCGUAACACGGAGGACCAGGGGACCCUGGAGAAGAGCCCCUCUCUGGUCAACCUCUUGGCCUGUUCAGAUGCCAGUGGCGAGGAGGAAGAUAACAGGUCUGACACCGCCUCCUUAUCGCAAUAUCAAACACCAGAGGUUGAUUGUGAAAACGUGAAGGACAAGAGUGUGAGGAGGAGGGUCCUUAAAUGGGUCAAUAAAAAAGCGAAGGACUACUACAGCAAGAAAAUCGAAAAGACCUACAAGAGAGAGAAGGAAGAAGGGGACGAGAUGUACGCACCAUGGUACAGCGUAACUUCAAUGUGGCGCUCGGAUAGGGAGCAGGAGAAGAGGAAGGCGUUGCUGAAAGCUGAGGAGAGACGGCAGCGCUUUGAGGGUUCCUUGCUCAACUGGGAGGCCAAACGGGCCAAGAAGAGGGCUCUUAGGAUGGAGGAAGAGGAGAAAUGUAACAAGGAAAUCGAUGACAUGUGGUUUGUGGACGACCUCAUGUAAAGUGGACAAUUUGGCUUACACUGGACAAUGAAUCACAAAGUAAAAAACUGUUGAUGAAGACAGGAAGAACAGAGGCAACAAAACAUCUAGAAGCCAAAAGAUACGUGACACUCUUCACAUGGAGCAAAACUGCUCUGAAUACAGUGGGAUAGAUUUAUUAACCAAAAAAAGAAGAAAAACAUACACCCGCUUCAAUCUUACUAUUUCCAUCUUUUUUCAUUUAUUAUUAUUUUAUUUUAUUUUUUAUUACCAUUAUUGCUAUUACUAUUAUUAAAUAUUAUUCAAUUCAUUCUUGUUUGUCAUUCUUAAUUCAUUAGUAAUUUGCUGUAGGCCUAUCAUUAUUUGCCAUGCAUUAAGCUAUGUUGAGCUUACCGUCUUCCCUGUGUGGUUAACUACAAUAAGCCUAUAAUGAAUGGCUAGCUCACAUCUGAACUGACAUUAGACAAACUGUGUUAAGUAAACAGUCUAC
This is a messenger RNA of Engraulis encrasicolus (European anchovy), 7776 nucleotides long. Its product is annotated as trichohyalin-like. Bases 219 to 7307 code for a protein of 2362 amino acids. The transcript has 3 exons. NCBI's taxonomy places the organism in Eukaryota, Metazoa, Chordata, Actinopteri, Clupeiformes, Engraulidae. The record is from RefSeq and is a predicted model, not a curated record.